This is a messenger RNA of Spea bombifrons (plains spadefoot toad), 1998 nucleotides long. It is a transcript of the gene NXPE3, whose product is annotated as neurexophilin and PC-esterase domain family member 3. The coding region runs from base 322 to 1986 and encodes 554 amino acids. NCBI's taxonomy places the organism in Eukaryota, Metazoa, Chordata, Amphibia, Anura, Pelobatidae. The record is from RefSeq and is a predicted model, not a curated record. The transcript has 6 exons.
GCCGCGGCCUAACAGGAGGCCAGUUCUCACGGACCCGUUUUUUAUGCCCCGGGGGCAGGGGCCGCGGGACUAGUGCGGUUUAGCAGGGAUUUGCGUGCAGUAGCCGAGCUGGAGGUGGUGCUGCAUCCCGAGCGCAGGAAGGGGUUAAUAGACGCGGCGGGAGGGGAACACCUGACCCGGCAUCAGACAUGGCACAAUCUGUCUCAGAGCUACCGGUGGAGAGAACAGCCAGCGUGGUUAGUGAUCAAUGGAACAACUUCUCUACCAUCCCGUGAGCGAUAUGUGCAUAUAUAAUGCGGAUAUGGGAAAGAUUUCUGGAAAAUGUGGCGCACCUUCUGCAGAUUCCAGAUGUGCUUUGUGCUUCUGACUGCGUUGGCUGUACUUGUGCUGCUCAGCAACAUCCAUCUGGUAGAGCAUCUGAAUCAUGGAACUGGUUUGGAUCUGAGGCAGACGGAGCGGAAGGAUGAUAUGAACAGUCUGCUUUUACCAAUAACCAAGGGAGGCUAUUGUGGCUACCACAGCCAUGCUUUGUCAAAAGCGGAGCGUUUGGAAGAGGACAGCUUACUUAACUCUGUCAAAUGGCCGGGACCACCAAACGAUAAGAUACCUUUUUUAAAGAGUACUGAUGCUGCACAUAGCCGCUUUGUCAUUUUAAAUUCUCAGGGCUUGUUUAAAGUUGGCGAUAUCAUGGAAGUGCUGGUCAGAAUGCAUGAUUACGAAGGCAAUCCAAAGCAUUAUGGGGGAGAUUACCUCCAUGCACGGAUACACUCCCCUUUGUUGAAAGCUGGAGCAGUAGGAAAGGUGGUGGACCAUCAAAAUGGAUUCUUCUCUGUUUACUUCACUUUACUUUGGCCUGGUCGGAUCACUGUGUCAGUGACUUUGGUGCACCCAAGCGAAGGCAUCCAAGUCCUAAAACGUUUACGUGAAGAAAAACCUGACCGAGUCUACUUCAAGAGUUUGUUCAGAUCAGGCAACACUGAAGAGACUAAAAUGUGCAAUGUUUGUUUGCCAUCAAAGUCAUCUGUGUGCAAUUACACGGACUUGCACACUGGCGAACCAUGGUUUUGUUACAAGCCUGAGAGGUUGUCCUGCAGUAAUCGAGUCAAUCACGCAAAAGGUGGAUACCUGAAGAAUCUUCUGACCUUUGAUGAACAUCUUUUCUUUCAAAGUGGUGUAAACAUUAAAGUACCGAUACUGGCCAGUGGACCUGAUGCAGUGACCGUAUAUCAUUUAAAAAUUAAAGAUAAAGGUUUUCUCCAUUCCACCGAAUUUACACCAUCUGGUUAUUUUUACAAAGACCACUGGAUAUCAGGAAGACCCUAUGCUCGGCAGUUUGACAAGCCUUCUGAAAUCACUGAGUGUUUGCAGGGCAAAGUGGUAUAUCUGUUUGGAGAUUCAACAAUACGGCAGUGGUUUGAAUAUCUGACCAACUUCGUACCAGAUCUUAAGCCGUUCGACCUGGGAAGUCCCAAAAAUGUUGGACCUUUCUUGUCCAUUGACAUGGAACACAAUAUAAUGCUGAAAUUCCGCUGCCAUGGGCCACCGAUUCGCUUCUCCACCGUGUCUAGUAAUGAGCUCCGUUAUGUUGCCAAUGAACUGGAUGGCAUUGUAGGAGGACAAAACACUGUAGUGGCCAUAACCAUCUGGUCCCACUUCAGCACUUUCCCUGUGGAGGUGUACAUAAGGCGCUUGAGGAACAUCCGAGCGGCUGUGCUUCGCCUUUUAGACAGGAGCCCUGAGACUGUCAUUGUUGUUCGUUCUGCCAAUGUCCAGGAGCUUGGGCCCGAAGUGAGCUUAUUUAACAGUGACUGGUUCUCAUUGCAGCUGGACACAAUCAUGAGGUCUAUGUUUGCAGGUAUCAAUAUCCAGAUGGUAGAUGCCUGGGAGAUGUCUCUGGCACACUACCUUCCACAUGCACUGCACCCAGGGCCAAUCAUUGUGGAGAACCAGAUAAAUGCAUUUUUAUCAUUUGUAUGUCCCAAUUAAAAUUCAGGCGUG